Molecule: messenger RNA, 2046 nt
Organism: Andrographis paniculata
Lineage: Eukaryota; Viridiplantae; Streptophyta; Magnoliopsida; Lamiales; Acanthaceae
Product: mitogen-activated protein kinase kinase kinase 18-like
Exons: 1
Coding region: 279-1505 (408 amino acids)
Biological process (GO): protein phosphorylation
Molecular function (GO): ATP binding; protein kinase activity
Source: RefSeq, a predicted model, not a curated record
AUUAUUUAGGCAGCGAUUUGUAUUUAAUUAGUAUUAUAAUAAUAAAUGAGGAAAUGGAAAGCUAUAAAGUAAAUGGUAUGGUAUGCAACAUCAGAGGGUAUACCAAAGAAAGAUUCUCUGCAUCAAGACAACAAAUUCCACACCCAAUAAAUGCAAAGAAUAACUGUUCCACAAAGCUAACUCACUCCUUUUUAUAUAUAUAUAUAUAUAUAGACACACACUAAUAAAUCACAAAUCCCCAACCCUAAUUUCAUUUUACUUCUUCUUCUUCUUAUUCCAUGGAGUGGAGGAGGGGGCCCACAAUCGGCAGCGGAUCCUCCGCCACUGUGUAUCUGGCAAACUCCGCCGCCGGCGCGACAUUCGCCGUGAAAUCGGCGGACGUUUACUCGGCGGCGCCGCUGCGGAGGGAGGAGUCUCUGCUUUCGCGGUUGUGCAGUCCGUACAUCGUGAAGUGCUUCGGCUCAGAUAUCACGCGCGAAAAUGGGAAACACGUUUUUAAUGUAUUUCUGGAGUAUGUUUCCGGCGGCACGCUUUUUGAUCUGGUUAAAAAGCGCGGCGGGCGUCUCGAAGAAAGCGCUAUCCGGUUCUACUUGCGGCGGUUGCUCUGCGGAUUGGAUUAUCUCCACCGGAAGGGAAUCGUGCACGGCGACGUCAAGCCGCAGAAUAUUCUCGUCGCCGGCGACGGCGCGGUGAGGAUCGCCGAUUUUGGGUGCUCGAGGUGGUUGGGGCGCGGGGAUUCCGAUGCGCCGGCGUUUUCGGGGACUCCGGCGUACAUGGCGCCGGAGGUCGCGCGCGGCGAGGAGCAGGGCUUCGCGGCGGAUGUUUGGGCGGUAGGUUGCACGGUUAUUGAAAUGGCGACCGGAUCUAAUCCCUGGCCGGGGAUGAAGGAUCCGGCGGCGGUGCUCUACAGAGUCGGAUAUUCCGGCGACGCUCCGGAUAUUCCGAGCUGGUUGUCUGCCGACGCUGGGGAUUUUCUCGCCAAGUGUUUGAUUCGUGACUGCAAGGAGCGGUGGACGGCCGGCGAACUUCUGCAGCAUCCGUUUUUGGAUUCUGUGGAAGAGAAUUGUGGUUGCGGGGAAUUGGUUGGGGAGGUUAAGAGGAGAUCUCCGACUAGCGUGGUGGACCGAGGCUUCUGGAAUGAUUUGGAGGCGUCGGAUUCUUCUGAAGCUCCGUCGGAAAAUGAUAUCUCGCCGGCGGUGAGAAUUAGGGAUUUGAUCGGAGACGGUCUUCCGGCGGAGUCGAAUUUUGAAGUGUGGACAGAGGAGGAAGAAGAAGACUGGUUAACGGUGAGGGGUAACGGCGGUUCAACGGAAGUAUCGUCCGUUACGCAUUUUAGCGUGGACGAUGACGUCAUUCAAACGUCACAAUUGACGGAGGACGCUCUCAAUGAGCACGCGGAGAAUAGUAGCGAAAAUUCAGUUAGGAGGGUAGAAAAUUAUUUUGUAUCCAGUAAAGAAAACAAAAUAUUAAUAAGAUUAAAUUCUUUUUCAAUAUUAGAAUUUUGAUAUAAUUCUUGGCCAAAUUCAGUCAUCAGUUUUUGUACAUUUCCAUAGCAAAUAAUGAAAGGUAUAAUUGGCUCCGAAAAAAGAAAAAAGAAAACACGCAAAUACACAAAAUCUUAUAAUUCAACAAAGUAUCCAAUAACCUUCUCGGAUCAUAAGCAUUUAAAAUUAUAGCAUGUAAUCAAUUUAAAGCUUCGUAGAAAUAAAUCUCCAUAUAAAAGAUACUCAAAUAUGCGUGUGUUUCAACUGUAAUAUUGUAUUAUUUGACUUACAAUAACAAAAUAUUAAAGUUAAAAUUCAAAGUACAAACAAAACUAUACUUUUGAAAAACAUUUAAUAAUAUUUGACUUGUAUUUGUCAGCAUUAUUUCUGAAUUAUUAAACGCCUAGAUGAUGAAAAGUAUAUGGCAAUUAUAGAACAGUUUGAUUAAUAAUAAUAAUAAUAACAACAACGAUAGAUAAAUGAGCCCAUAAGUGAGUUAACUCGCGAGUUGUGGUGUAAAUGUUGACUUUUGGGUUAGUCAACGUUGAGACAAGGAGGCACG